Hyaloscypha bicolor E is the source of this 422-nucleotide messenger RNA. RefSeq lists its product as uncharacterized. The coding region runs from base 118 to 291 and encodes 57 amino acids. The transcript has a single exon. Gene Ontology annotation, cellular component: proteasome regulatory particle, lid subcomplex. NCBI's taxonomy places the organism in Eukaryota, Fungi, Ascomycota, Leotiomycetes, Helotiales, Hyaloscyphaceae. The record is from RefSeq and is a predicted model, not a curated record. Gene Ontology annotation, biological process: mRNA export from nucleus; proteasome assembly.
GAACGCUGAACCAACGAAGGACGCAAAGCCAGCGGCUGCAUUGGAGGAAGAUGAUGAGUUUGAGGAUUUCCCAGUAGAGAGUAUGUUGCCUUGUGCUUCGCUUGUGGCUUGUUGGGAAUGCACAAGCUGGCGGCAGGCGGAAAUAUAGCUUGGAAGGCAAAUGCUGAUCAUUGUGUGAUGGCAGACUGGACCCAAGAAGAUACAGAAGUGCCUGGUGACAACACACAUCUGUGGGAGGAGAGCUGGGAUGAUGACGACACGAGUGAAGACUUUUCGGCGCAACUGAAGUAGGCCACCUGCGAGAUUACCUUCACUUGGUACCGGAGCUAAUUUUAAUUCCAGGGAGGAGCUCAAGAAGGUCGAGGCGAGCAAGAAACGUUGACGAAAGAACAUGUUGUACAUAAUCGUACUGGAGUUCACGG